AUGCAUGUGAGUUCCGAGCAUAAAGAGCCUGCCCUCUGCCGUCCGCAGGCCGACUACGAGCGAGCGUCUCAGGACGGCAGCCCCCAGGCUCCUGGAGAGACCUACCCCCGGGCCCCCCUCAAGCUACCUCAGAGCCACCCCAAGCCCCCCGCCGGCUACCCCCCUGUCCCGGGGCAUCUCCAGUACCCCCCGGUGUUCCACCACUACAAGCCCUCCCCCUACCACCACCCACCGUCCCAGCCCAGCCCGCCCUACACCCCGCAGGGGGCGUACUCCCAGCCCUCGUCGCCCUACAUCCCGCCCGGGGCUUACCCUCCCCCAUCCUGGGGCUCCAGCUCUGACGCCCAGCCCUCCAGGGUCUCCCACGAACAGUUCCGCGCUGCCCUGCAGCUGGUGGUCAACCCAGGGGACCCCAGGGAGUACCUGGACAGCUUCAUAAAGAUCGGCGAGGGUUCCACGGGAAUCGUAUGCAUCGCCAGCGAGAAGCAGAGCGGCAAGCAGGUGGCCGUGAAGAAGAUGGACCUGAGGAAACAGCAGAGGAGGGAGCUGCUCUUCAACGAGGUGGUGAUCAUGCGGGACUAUCACCAUGAGAAUGUGGUGGACAUGUACAACAGUUACCUGGUCGGGGACGAACUCUGGGUCGUCAUGGAGUUCCUGGAGGGAGGAGCCUUGACGGACAUUGUCACUCACACAAGGAUGAACGAGGAGCAGAUCGCCACGGUGUGUGUGUCUGUGCUGAGGGCUCUGUCGUACCUCCACACCCAGGGGGUCAUCCACAGAGACAUCAAGAGUGACUCCAUUCUGCUCACCAGCGACGGCCGGAUAAAGCUGUCAGACUUUGGCUUCUGCGCCCAAGUGUCUAAAGAGGUGCCUAAGAGGAAGUCCCUGGUGGGCACACCCUAUUGGAUGGCACCGGAGGUCAUCUCCAGAUUACCCUACGGUACAGAGGUGGACAUCUGGUCCCUGGGCAUCAUGGUGAUAGAAAUGGUGGAUGGGGAGCCCCCCUACUUUAAUGAGCCCCCCCUGCAAGCCAUGAGGAGGAUCCGAGACAACAUGCCCCCGCGGUUAAAAGAGUCCCACAAGGUGUCGUCUGUGCUGCGGGCGUUCCUGGACCUGAUGCUGGUGAGGGAACCUUCCCAGAGGGCCACAGCUCUGGAGCUUCUCCAGCAUCCCUUCCUGAAGCUCUCCGGUCCCCCCUCCUGCAUCAUGCCCCUGAUGAGACACUACCGGCAUCGCUGACCUCCCCCCAGCAGGGCGGCGACACCUUGACCCAGCCAAACACCCAGUGACCAGUGACUGUCCAGCCACUGAGAGUAACUCACACCUGUAACCGUGAAGUAGUUUAGCUAGAGGAAUUUUUCUAACCCUCUUUCCCCUCAAAAAAAGUAAAGGAGCCUUGAGAUACCUACUAUAUUGAAUAUAUACAGUAAAACUGUAGCAGAGGGGCCAGUCUUCUUCAGUGUUGGGACACACUCUCCUGUGGCCUGCUGAGUGCUCCUCUAGCCAGUUACACGCCGGGAGCCUUCUAUGGAGUCUGGUGCCAUUUUCUCUCUUUCUUAGGCUGUCGAGUCCCGACUCCCUGUAGAGUUAUAGUAGCCAUCGAUGGACUAGAGCUUAAAGGGUGUGCGGUGAGCGGCUGAGGCUGUCUGGACGCAGCCGUGCUGAGGGAUCCUUGCUGUGACGAGGUGGGCCCGCCGCAUCAGACAGAAGCAGCAGAUUGCAGAGCAAUCAGGAAGGAGGGGGAUGAGAGGUGGUUGUGAGGCUGUGGGGUUUGGGCGUUGUGGAGAGACAGAAGGACGGGUUGUUCUUCUGACGGUGGAGGGAACUUGGUUCUGUUCACCUCUCUCUUCUCACACUAACAGUGAAAAUGUAUUUUAGAGACAAUUGUAAGUUUUUCUGUACAGUUUUGAUAAUUUGCAGUAUUUUAUUGUGUCGUAACACUUGUGAUAUGGGCAGUAUUAAAUAGAACUCAGAGUUUCCUACUGUUUAUAAUCCAUUUUUGAUUAAAAAUGUAAGAGAUAUUCCAAAUAAACCAACCCCUAACUGUUACAAAAAAUACUGAAUAUAUUUAUUAUCUUACAUUUGUAGACAGAGCCUCCAUUCAAUGUGGAAAAGGUGUAUGCUGUUUUAAAGUAUGUAUUUAUUUUUUGGAAUUGAAGGUUUAUUUUUUGGUAGUGUGGCCUUUUUCUUUUGUUUUACAUUUCUUGAUAUCAGCAGACAUUGAUAUUGGUUAUAUGAUACAAGCAAUACCCCAACUUAUUUAUUACACCCUGUCCUGUAUUUAAGACAUUGUAAUUAUUAAAACACAUUUAAUCAUAGCACAGUGGAUAUGAUGAAAACAAAAGAUUUCUCCCAGAAAUUACUUUUUUCUUUAUAUAUAGCAUACUAUCAACAUAAUCAUACUCCUUAACUCUAAAGGGCGCUCAUCUAAGACUUCUUGAGCAAUAUCUGAGAAGCAGCUUUCAAUCAUUAAGGCCUGGUUUACUAAAUGACUUUCUCAUUGUCAUCCUUCCCAUUACUCCUCACCCAAUCACUGGAUCUGUGCUGCCAUUCUCACUUUCUGAUUGGACCACAAACUCAGUGUGAUCUUGGAUCCCCCUAUUGUUUUUACCCAUCGUUCACUGUGACAUGUAAAUAUGAAAAUGAGUGUGUGAGUGUGUGUGCGUGUGUGUGUGUGUGCGCCUGUGCGUGACUGGGCACGUUUGACGGCAUCUUUGUACAGUGUGUGUGCGUGUCUGUGCUGUUGAAUGAGUAAUACUUAUCUGUGGUGUCGCUUGUACAGUGAUUUUGCAUGUUUGUUAUCAGUGAAGCUGGUUUCAAUUAAAAAAGCACAUAAAAAACA
This is a messenger RNA of Osmerus eperlanus (European smelt), 2842 nucleotides long. It is a transcript of the gene pak5, whose product is annotated as p21 protein (Cdc42/Rac)-activated kinase 5. Gene Ontology annotation, cellular component: cytoplasm. NCBI's taxonomy places the organism in Eukaryota, Metazoa, Chordata, Actinopteri, Osmeriformes, Osmeridae. The transcript is spliced from 9 exons. The record is from RefSeq and is a predicted model, not a curated record. Gene Ontology annotation, molecular function: ATP binding; protein serine/threonine kinase activity. The coding region runs from base 1 to 1239 and encodes 412 amino acids. Gene Ontology annotation, biological process: intracellular signal transduction; regulation of MAPK cascade; protein phosphorylation.